Messenger RNA from Fundulus heteroclitus (mummichog), 6673 nucleotides. RefSeq names its product son of sevenless homolog 2 (Drosophila). The record is from RefSeq and is a predicted model, not a curated record. Gene Ontology annotation, biological process: positive regulation of GTPase activity; Ras protein signal transduction. Gene Ontology annotation, molecular function: guanyl-nucleotide exchange factor activity; protein heterodimerization activity. Gene Ontology annotation, cellular component: plasma membrane. The transcript is spliced from 23 exons. NCBI's taxonomy places the organism in Eukaryota, Metazoa, Chordata, Actinopteri, Cyprinodontiformes, Fundulidae. The coding region runs from base 152 to 4123 and encodes 1323 amino acids.
AACCAGUGUGACUCGUUCACCCCCCACACCAACCUCCACCCACCUCCCCCCUUUACCCGCUCCGGACCGACCCACCCAUAAGGACUAUCUAUUCGGGGCCGAUGCUGACAGCUCAGCCCGGAUCACGGCCACGCCAGGAGCCGCUACAGCGAUGCAGCCCCAGCAGAUGUACGACUUUUCCAGUGAAGAGAACAGUCACAAGUGGAGAGGCCUCUUCGUGCAAGCUCUCAAAAAGGUACAGGAGCAGGUCCACCCAACCCUGAAAGCAAAGGAGGAUGCCCUGCAGCACAUUGAAGAGCUGAUCCUGCAGCUGCUCAACAUGCUGUGUAUGGCCCAGCCUCGCACAGUGCAAGAUGUAGAGGAACGUGUGCAGAAAACCUUUCCCCACCCUAUAGAUAAGUGGGCAAUUAACGACGCCCAGGCAGCUAUUGAGAAACGUAAGAGAAGAAACCCCUUACUUCUCCCUGUGGACAAAAUACACCCAUUACUUAAGGAGGUUUUGGGCUACAAAGUGGACUACCAUGUGUCCUUGUACAUUGUGGCGGUACUUGAAUACAUAUCAGCUGAUAUACUCAAACUGGCGGGCAACUAUGUCGGCAACAUUCGGCACUAUGAAAUCACCCAGCAGGACAUUAAGGUCUCCAUGUGUGCAGACAAAGUGUUGAUGGACAUGUUUGACCAGGAGGAGGACAUCGGCUUGAUGUCGCAGUUCACCGAGGAGCCCUUGUCUCUCGCCGAGCUUUCUUACGAUGAACUGGUGAAGCUUGAAAUCGCAGAGGAGCGGCAGUAUCUGCGAGAGCUCGAUCUUAUUAUUAAAGUGUUCCGGAACCAUUUCCUGUCGCACCCCAAAGUCUUCACAGACGAGGAUGUUGAGGUGAUCUUCAGCAACAUCAUGGACAUCCACGAGCUGACAGUGAAGCUACUGGGACUUAUUGAGGACGCAGUGGAGAUGACUGCUGAUGGCAGUCCUCAUCCACUCGUGGGCAGCUGCUUUGAAGACCUAGCAGAGGAGCAGGCGUUUGACCCGUACGAGACCCUGUCUCAGGACAUCCUGGGCAAGAAAUUUAAUGAGCACUUCCAUGAAAUGAUGCAGAGACAGACAGUUCGUCAACACUUCUGGUCUAAUCCGGGGGGCUUUAAAGAGUGCGUUCAGUAUGUCCUUCCCCAGCUGAUGAAGGUUCCUGUCUACCACUGUCUGCACUACUUUGAGCUACUGCAGCAACUUCAGGAACGUAGCGAAGAUCAAGAUGACAGAGAAGGCCUGAAACAGGCAAUUACAGCCUUGCUUAACCUGCAGUCCAGCGUGGAGCGCAUAUACGUCAAACACCAGCCUCGUCGUAAACCUGUCGAGGCCAUUUACCGCCGGUACAGCCGGCAGGUCCGCGGCAAGCAGCUAGCCAUCAAGCGAAUGAUCGAGAUCCAGAAAAGCAUCGACGGCUGGGAGGGAAAAGACAUCGGCCAGUGCUGCAACGAGUUCAUCACUGAAGGGACGCUUUUACGAGCAGGUGCCAAGCACGAGAGACACAACUUCCUGUUCGACGGCCUAAUGAUCAGCUGCAAGGCCAACCAGAGCUCGCGGCUCCCGGGGUCCGGCAGUGGGGCAGAAUACCGCCUCAAAGAGAAGUUUCUGCUGCGGAAGAUCCGCAUCGUCGACCGCGAGGACUCCCCAGAGCUGCAGCACGCGUUCGAGUUGAUUUUCAAAGACGAAAACUCCGCGGUUUUCUGCGCACGGACAGCAGAGGAGAAGGCGAACUGGAUGGCGGCGCUGAUGGCCCUCCAGUACCGCUCCACUUUAGAUCGCAUGUUGGACUCCAUACUGCAGACGGAGGAGCAGCAGCGUCCUCUUAGACUGCCCUCGCCCGAGGUUUACCAGUUCGCUGUGCAAGACUCUGAGGAGAAUAUAGUGUUUGAGGACAGAGUGCAGAGCAAGACUGGGAUCCCCAUCAUUAAGGCCGGCACAGUGGUCAAGCUCAUAGAAAGGCUCACCUACCACAUGUAUGCCGAUCCCAACUUUGUGCGCACAUUUCUCACCACCUAUCGAUCGUUCUGCAAACCACAGGAGCUCCUCACCCUUCUUAUAGACAGGAUAAAUAUCCCUGAGUCAGGAAACGGUGACGACGAAGUGGCCAUCUGGAACGGCGAUCCACCAACAACAGCCGAGCUCCAGCGGUUCCGCAGGGAAUACGUGCAGCCGGUCCAGCUCAGGGUUCUCAACGUGUUUCGUCAGUGGGUCGAACAUCAUUUCUACGACUUUGAAAAUAAUCCAGACCUGCGAGUUCAGCUGGAGGAAUACAUCACCCAAAAACUUCAACUACGGGGCAAGUCCAUGAGGAAGUGGGUGGAGUCCAUCACUAAGGUCAUCAGGAGGAAGCUCCAAAUCCAGUCAAACGGCAUCAGUCACAACAUCACCUUCGAGAGCUCGCCUCCGCCCUUCGAGUGGCACAUCUGCAAAGCCGGCCAGAUCGAGAAUUUCGAACUCAUGACCCUCCACCCCAUAGAGAUCGCCCGGCAGCUCACGCUCAUAGAGUCUGAGCUCUACAGAGCCGUGCGGCCGUCGGAGCUGGUGGGCAGCGUCUGGACCAAAGAGGACAAGGAGAAGAACUCUCCCAACCUGCUGCGCAUGAUCCGCCACACCACCAACCUGACGCUGUGGUUUGAGAAGUGUAUCGUGGAGGUGAUGAACCACGAGGAAAGGGUGGCUGUGUUAUCACGGGUCAUCGAGAUCCUGCAGGUUUUCCAGGAGCUCAACAACUUUAACGGCGUGCUGGAGGUGGUCAGCGCCAUCAACUCUGUCCCGGUCUACAGGUUAGACCACACCUUUGAGGCAAUACCAGAAAGGAAAAAGAAAAUCCUGGAAGAAGCAGUGGAACUGAGUCAGGAUCAUUUUAAGAAAUACUUGGCUAAACUGAAGUCAAUAAAUCCACCCUGUGUGCCUUUCUUUGGCAUCUAUUUAACAAACAUUCUGAAGACCGAGGAAGGCAACCCCGACUUCCUGAGACGCCACGGCAAGGACCUGAUUAACUUCAGCAAGCGGCGGAAAGUGGCCGAAAUAACAGGCGAGAUCCAGCAGUACCAGAACCAGCCCUACUGCCUGAAGGUGGAGCCAGACAUCAGGAGGUACUUCGAGAACCUGAAUCCGAUGGAAAACAUGAGUGAGAAGGAGUUUUCAGACCACCUGUUCAAAAAGUCUCUGGAGAUUGAGCCACGGAACGCCAGGCAGCCCGCACGAUUUCCCAGGAAGACCACUUACUCCCUGAAAUCCCCUGGGCUCCGGCCUGUGCGAACGUCUACCUCUGGCACCCUGAAGGGCCACCCCGUGGCCCUGGAGAGGGAUCUGCAACACAAGAUCACCUUCCGCAGCAUCGCGGAGAACGAGCAGGACCCGCCGUCGUCCGUCUCAGUGCCCACCUCUCCAAACACGCCCACCCCUCCGCAGUCGGCCUCGUCUGAUCUCAGCUCGGUCUUCAUGGAUCAUGACCUCAACAGCUCCUACAGCAGCUCUGUGUUUUCUCUGCCUCCUUCAAAGUUUCAGUCUGUCUCCUGCGGCAGCCUCCACCAGCUUGGAGAGGAGCUAAAGCCGCCUCCUUUACCUCCUCGGCGCAAAGACACUUUGUCUGAAGCAAAACUGAGCUCUGUGUGCGACAGCCCUCCAGCCAUCCCUCCCCGGCUUCCUCCUUUGCCAAGAAACCAGCAUCGACCGCUCCUCUACAACGGGCCCCCCUUUGACGGCCCCCUGCCCAGCCCGCCCCCUCCACCGCCGCGGGACCCUCUACCCGACACGCCGCCGCCGGUGCCCCAGCGGCCCCCGGAGAUCUUCAUCAACUACCCCCUCAACAUGCAGCCGUCGCCCGGCGGCCGAUACCACUGGGACUUCAACAGCUCGCCCAGCUCGCCCAACACGCCGCCCAGCACGCCGUCCCCCCGCAUCCCCAGGAGGGGCUGCCCGCUCAGCGCCAGCCAGAACAGCCUGUGUCCGCUCCCCAACGCGGCUCCGCCCGUGCCCCCUCGCCACAACCCCGUCCCGCAGCUUCCCAAGCUCCCACCAAAGACGUAUAAAAGGGAGGCGCUGCAGCCGCCGCUGCAGAGCCUGCCGCUGGUGGAGAACGCCGACAGCAGCCAGUGAGUCCGCGUCGUCUCUUCAGCAGCCAGACUCAGAGCUACUGGUCCGAAAGAACAAGACUGCUUCACACAAUCCUCCCCCUGCGUCCAUCACACCUGCCAGUCCUCUCAGGGGAUCAGUAGCUCCGCCUCCACCACAAAACCCUCUGUGCCAAUGACGACCCCCCCCCACCCCCCACCGGUGUGCCAGCUAACAAAACAACAAGGAGCGUUAGCGUCUGCUGGGAGCAGCGCGGCCCGCUCCGAGUGAAACUCUUUACCUGACGCGCUUCGCCUGUCCCACAGCGCCGCCCCUCCAGAGAGGGGGGGGGGGGGGUGCUUGUAGCCUCAACUGUGCUCUCUCUGUUUCUUUUGGGCAUUGACAUCCUCCGCAUUCCCUCUGCCGCUCACAAGGCGCUACGAGCUGCGAGCUCCUCUGAAACGGUGGCUGUGGGCAGCAGGUGGGCUUCGCUUUUCCUACUUACUGAAGACAGUUGCCAAAGUCUUAUUUUAUGCAGGGGGAUAAGGGAUUUUCUUUUUUUGUUUUUAAAGCAGUUCUAACACUAAAUGAAACACUACAAGGAGCCGAAUCCCCCACUUUGUAUCUCAAGCUGUACACUGUGACUGUAAAGUAGCACGUCAAACUGUCUGGACUGUUUCUAUUUGUUUGGGGUGUUUGUUUGUUUUUUUUGUUUUUUUGUCUGAAGCCUCUCCGCAGCCACAAAAAUGUUGCCUUUUAAAAAAAUCCAACGGCGGUGACCUCUACACCCAGGCUCCAGUCCUAUUGGCCCUGACGGACACAGUAGCUGAGCCAAGAACACUCCAUUUGCACAAGGUUUGGGCAAAGUCGGCGGGUUUUUGAUUGGACGAAUAAAAAGGGAAAGAAAGGAAAUAAAAAAAAAAAAAAGCAGAUCUCUGUGCAGCGCAGGACCAGAGGGAGGUCUGCCACGAUAUCAAAGAGCAGCAUGGUGCAGGAGGAGGAGGAGGAAUCUCACUUCAGCCUGCUCGCCUCAAGCCGAUGUCUUAAGCCGUUCCCUCGCGGACGUACACUGCUGUCCGACACUGUGCUCCUCUUUUCCCUUCAACUUUGGAAGUUUGCUUUAUUUGUGUUGAAACUUUUGCACUGGACGCACGCAUCCUCCCACCAAAGCUGGGCCAGCCUUCCCUCCCUCCCCAGUGGCUGCUCCCGAUGCCUAAAACCUACGGAAAGAGGAACUUUUUAACCUAACUUCCUCCUCUUUAGCUCUCCUUUUUUUUUUUUUUUUUGCUUGAAACAUUUUGUUUUAGUUUAGAUAGACUGAAAUAAUCCAUGCAUCACGCUCGGAUGUGCCUUUUUUAGUUUGUUUUCUACUUUACAGAAAUAAGCAAAAUGGUGUCUAAAAUGCUUAAAAAUAAAAGUUGCCUAUGUAAUGUUUAGAACAAAGCUAUACACUAUAAAAUUGUACAUGUCUGUUCAUGCCGUGUAUAUAUAUACCAUGUAUACACUAACUCAUUUGUAUAAAGUGAAAAUCCUUUCCCCUCCCUCGGUCCCCCCCACCCCCGUCUUAUCGUACCGUCAUCCGCCUUUUUCAGUCAGAUAUUUCAUAAGAGUCCAACGCUGCUACAGUCGGCUAAAAAAAAUUAAAAAUCUAAAAAAAAGGAAAAUAAGAAAAGAAAAAAAAGCAGGUCACUGUUACUAAUUUGCAGACAAUCUCCAGUUCAGCCACUGUGAGUAUUUACCAAGAAAAGCCAUUUUUCCUCCCCCCCCCCACCCCGGUGGUGCUUUAAAGCAAUGGAAACUAUCCAGUUUAAUAUGCCAAGCACUUAAAUAGAGGCGUGCUUCACUUUGUACAUCCUACUAAUUGCCUUUUAUCUCCUUUUCAAAGACUUUUUAACGCUUACGUUCAUCAAACUGAGGUUGGAGUCGUAUCAAAGUUGCAAUGAAAUAUAUUCAGUCACGAGUUUUGGCGCAUAGCAAUUUUUUCUUUUUGUUUUUUUUUUGUUUUUUUGUGUGUGUUUUUGGGAGUAACACACUUUGUGCACUUUAGGCUGUACUGUUUAAGAGCCACAGUUGUCGCAGGAACGUUUGUAAAUGUAGUGACCCUGUGCAACACGGAUCAGGGCAGCAGAGACACACACAAGUCUUACCGCCUCAUUUUUCAAUCCCCCCCCCUCCUGGCUCACAGAAGCUCCAGGGUGUCCCAUCACCACGAACAACCCGUGAAAACAAACAAAGAACCCAAACUAAACGUUAAGCUAAGGAUGAUGGAUGAUUAGUCGACGUUUUCAAACUAGUACUGCAGAGCGACGUUUGGGAGGAUUUCCAUUCUUAUUUCAUGUGCGAACAAUUUGUCGUUUCGACUCGUGUUUCUGUUCCAUUUCCCAAGUUUCCCGUGUCAGUAUUGAUGGGGUUCAUCUUUACCCCCCCCCCCCCCAUCUUCAACAAAAUGACUAUUAAGUUCUCUGUUGAUGGCACUGUAACAGCUUGAUCCAGCAAUCGGUUUGUUUGAUGGUAUGUGGCCUUUUAACUGCUUUGUAUUAAUGAUCUUGAUGAGAUUAAUAAAUCACCCAGUCUUAUUUUGUACUGAACCACUUA